GCAACAGAAUGCCAAAUUACAAUUCCUUAAACACAAUUCAUGGGAACUUCGAAGAACAAAGACCAUCAUCUACAGAGUACCGAGAUAGCUUCCGCUUGGAGCUCCUCUGGCUUCCCCAAGUUGGGAAGCUGCCCACCCAGGUCCUCACAACAGCCUUUCAAGUCCUUCCCUCAGUCCUCAAAUUUAGAAAGAGUAACGGGCAAGUUCAUUCCACCGUCCUACCUAAUGCUGGCUUCAAAAGGUUGAAAUACAGCUGGAUCCCCCCCGGGCCUGGAACGGUUUCUUGUGCACAAGUGACUCACAAGAUCCAAUAGCUGAGAACAUCAUCGUCAUCAUCAAUCUAGAGAAAACUAACUACAAUGAACUGAAUUGCUCAUCUACAAACGCACAGACUGCCUGGCUUGAAGAAGAGCAGCUGAACACAUCAUGGAUAUUGUUCUAUUGCCUGAUUUCUGUCCAGAAUAUUUCUGUACACUCCCCUCAGGGAUAUCCUUUAAUGAAACCAUAUCAGUAGCAUGCAUGGGUGUGGGACUGCACCCUACAUUGUACACAGAUGUAGGAUGUACUGCACCCAACAGUUGUGGUAAACCUUGCAUGCCUACCUCUGCCAGGUGUGCAGCAGCACGCUUGCCGGUGCCAGCACAGCUCAAGCCUUUGACACAGACACGCGCCAG
Molecule: messenger RNA, 674 nt
Organism: Coccomyxa subellipsoidea C-169
Lineage: Eukaryota; Viridiplantae; Chlorophyta; Trebouxiophyceae; Coccomyxaceae
Exons: 1
Coding region: 9-314 (101 amino acids)
Source: RefSeq, a predicted model, not a curated record